AUGGCGAUGCCCGCGUGGUUUGCCGUGAGCUCGGACUUCCUGGUGGCAUCGCAAUCUCCAACUUCGGGGGAGGACGGGGCAGAUGUCAGCUACUGUCACUUCAGUCAGCACCCUUUUUCGCAGGGAGUUGCUUUUAGUUGCCGGGUGGACCAGUUCACCAUUACCUGUAGAGCCAAUCGGUCUGCACUAUUCUGCAUUGCAGGAAGCGGCAGGAUAUGGAUGGACGGCGUUGCCUGCACGGGGCGCGAGACCAACCUCACCGUGUGCCCUUUCAACGGUGAGCUGGCCGAAGCUGGGGCAUACAUGAUUGCAGCCACGACAAAGACGUCGGUGUCUGGUGUGCCACAGACCAGGAAGGUCCCAGUCCCAGGGGACAAGGUGCGGCUGGUGGGCGGAUCCAGCACUCGCGGCCGGGUGGAGAUCUUUCACAACGGCGAGUGGGGCACCGUUUGCGAUGAUGCCUUCAGCAACACCGAUGCCGCCGUCGUCUGCCGUGAGCUCGGCCUUCCCGGCGGCGUCGCAAUCUCCAGCUUUGGGGGAGGAACUGGCCAAAUAUGGAUGGAUAGCGUGGGCUGCAAUGGGAGCGAGACCAACCUUUCCUUGUGCCCUUUCCAGGGCUGGGGCACACAUGACUGUCAGCACAGCGAAGACGUCGGCGUUUUGUGUACAGACCAGACCGCCACUGUGACCUCCACUGUGAUCGCCACCGUGACCGCCACCACCACGCGGUUGUUGACCACCGCCAUGCUCUCCAGCACACAGGUGCGGCUGGUUGGCUCCAGCACUCGCGGCCGGGUGGAGAUAUUUCACAACGGCGAGUGGGGCACUGUGUGCGAUGAUGACUUCGGCAAUACCGACGCUGCUGUGGUGUGCCGUGAACUCGGACUUCACGGCGGCACCGCAAUCCCCAGCUUUGGGGGAGGAAGAGGCAGCAUAUGGAUGGAUGACGUCCGCUGCACCGGGAGCGAGACCAACCUUUCCUUGUGCUCUUUCAGCGGCUGGGGCAGUCAUAAUUGCGGCCACGACGAAGACGUGGGUGUCUUAUGUUCCAGCACGCAGGAGUCCCCUCGCCGUCGGCGCUCGGAUCCUCGUCGGCGAUCGGAUCCUCGUCGCCGUCGCUCGUACUCUGGCCCGAAUGUUCGGCUGGUUGGCUCGAGCACGCGCGGUCGGGUGGAGAUAUACCACAGCAACGAGUGGGGCACCGUGUGCGAUGAUGACUUCAGCAAUACCGACGCUGCUGUGGUGUGCCGUGAACUCGGACUUCACGGCGGCACCGCAAUCCCCACCUUUGGGGGAGGAAGAGGCAGCAUAUGGAUGGAUGACGUCCGCUGCACCGGGAGCGAGACCAACCUUUCCUUGUGCUCUUUCAGCGGCGGGCACGUCGAAAUGGUUUGCGUCAGGCACCACCCCAGCAUGAGCAUCAGCCGCACCGGUUCGCGCUGGGGCAGUCAUAAUUGCGGCCACGAGGAAGACGUGGGUGUCUUAUGUUCCAGCACGCAGGACUUCAGCAAUACCGACGCUGCUGUGGUGUGCCGUGAACUCGGACUUCACGGCGGCACCGCAAUCCCCACCUUUGGGGGAGGAAGAGGCAGCAUAUGGAUGGAUGACGUCCGCUGCACCGGGAGCGCGCCGCCCCAGAAUGAGCAUCAGCCGCACCGGUUCGCUGGGGCAGUCAUAAUUGUGGCCACGACGAAGACGUGGGUGUCUUAUGUUCCAGCACGCAGGAAGAGGCAGCAUAUGGAUGGACAACGUCGCCUGCGCCGGGAGCGAGACCCGCCUUUCUUCAUGCCCUUUCAACGGCGCGGGCAUGUCAACCUGGUUGGCUCGUGCUUGAUCGGCGGAGUCGUCGGCCUCAUUCUAUUCAUCCUCCUGCUAUGUCUCGCACUUUGGCGACUGAGCAAGUGCAAGGAGCAGGCACCCUCAACGACGACAGCACCCACGGUGGUAGUGCCGGACUUGGAGGGUGGCCCCGGCCCAGUGCUCCUGGGCUCUUGCCAGGAGUUUUGCUCCGUUCCUGGCUGCGGCCGCUUAAACGCCGCAGGCUACUCCACCUGUUGCAAGAGCUGCGUAAACAGCGACGGGCGGAACCAUGGGUCAUGCUGUGAGGCUCGAAACGGGCUGCGCAAGGACAAGGAGCACUUGCGCAAGCUGCAGGAGGAAGCCCAAGUGUGGGCCGCAGCCGUGGACCGCAGGAGCCUCGAGCUGGCGGAGGCCCAGGCCGCCGCAAACGAUGGCUCCGGCGACGCCGAGGCUACGGCCAUGGCCCUGCGCCUCUUGCAGGAGGCCGAGGCUGGAAAGGCCCACGCCGACGCGAUGCUCGCAGAGUUGCAGAAGGAGGCGCCAACGGUGGCAAAGCUACCCACAGAGACUCCUGAGUACUGGGCGAACCUUCCCACCUUGGAGCGCGGCUGGCGGGCGUACCCUGUCGAUGCCAGUGUCUUGCAGACCAUCAAGGAGCUUUUCGUCGUGCGCCGGCCACAGGAGCUCGGGAAAGGACGGGACGCGAUGGCGUAUUCCGUGCCCUACUCAAAGCUCGAAGUGCACUGCGCCUGGCGCAUCGAGCACGAGAGCUCAUGGCUGAAGCGGGGAGUUCAGCAAAUGUCGGAGUAG
This is a messenger RNA of Symbiodinium natans, 2610 nucleotides long. The record is from the annotation of a GenBank genome assembly. Lineage: Eukaryota; Dinophyceae; Suessiales; Symbiodiniaceae.